AAUGUAGGAGUUAACAGAACUUAAAAACUUAGUUAUACAAUCUCUUGAGGCUAAUGGAUCUCUAGCAAAGAUUAGAGCUCAGAUAAGAGCAUCAGUCUUUAAUGUAGUUGAUUAAUAAGAGGGCAAUAAUAAAAAACCAUCUCCAUUUUUUUGGGAAAAUAACAAAGCUUAAACCAUUUAUGAAUUAGGAUGUGGAAGAGAUAUGUUAGAAUUAAUUAAAGAGUUUUUAUUAUUUUUUGAAAUGCACUACACCAACUCAAUUUUUUCAAGGUAUUGAUUAUCAAUAUAAUUAUAGUGAAAGCAACUUAAGAGAAGAUAUUAAUCGAGAUUAGAUUGCAAAAAAAUUGAAUAUAGAUGCCAAUGAUUCAACCAAACCAUUAUUAUACUUUUUGUUAAAAAAUCGAUAACCUGAAAAAAAAUCGUAUUUUUUAAAUUGCAUUUUAUAUUAGUGAAGAAAAAGGAUAAUAACAAAAAAUUGCAUAACCCUCCCCUAAAGAAGUCCAAAUAUAGUAAUAGUAGUAACAAUAAUAAAAAUUACAAGAACAAAAACUUUAAGAAUAAAAAAGAUAGGAUGAAUUAAAAAAAUAAGAGGAAUUAAAAAAGUAAGAAGAACAAAAAAAAUAAGAUGAAUAAAGAAAAUAAGAUGAAUUAAGAAGAUAAUAAUAAGAAGAACAAAGAAAAAUUGAAGAAUAAAAAAAAGAUUAAUUAAGAAAAUAAUAAGAGGAAUAAAAAAAAAUGGAAGAAUUAAAAAAAUAAUAAGAAUAAUAAUAAAAAUAAGAAUAACAAAGAUAAGAAUAAUAAAAAUAAGAAUAAUAAAAAAAAGAAUAAGAAAAAUUGAAAGAACAAUAAAAAUAACAAGAAUUACUUAAAUAAUAAUAAGAAAGAGAGAAACUUGAAGCUGAAUAAAGAAAAGCUUAAGCAAAAAAAUUUGAACAUAGAAACUACGAGGAUGAAAAAUUUGAUAAUGAAGAUUUAGAAGAACAAUUAGAAGGAGAAGUAUAGAUAUUAUAAUAUGUAAGGAUUUGAGAGAUUCUUAAUUAUAAUAAGAUUAGUUUUAAGAAUCGGAUGAAUACAUGCAAUAAUCAUAAUCACAAGGAAUAGAUAUGACCGUUGAUUCUGUUGCAUUGGAGGAGUUUGAUUAUUAUGAAGAUAUAGAAGAUGCGGAUUGAA
This is a messenger RNA of Paramecium pentaurelia, 1170 nucleotides long. Lineage: Eukaryota; Ciliophora; Oligohymenophorea; Peniculida; Parameciidae. The record is from the annotation of a GenBank genome assembly.